Molecule: messenger RNA, 2445 nt
Organism: Nicotiana tabacum (common tobacco)
Lineage: Eukaryota; Viridiplantae; Streptophyta; Magnoliopsida; Solanales; Solanaceae
Source: RefSeq, a predicted model, not a curated record
AUGAGAAAGAAAACAAGCAAAGUCUUUUUCUCAGUCUCUUCUUUCGAUUCCUCUUUCUUUUUCUUUUUCUUUUUCCUAUGUUUAGGAAUACUUUUCUCCAUGAAAAUGGCCAUGGCACAGAAAAGAAAAACAGUUCCCAUGAAUGUGGGAGUUGUGUUAGAAAUGGAUAACUGGACUGGGAAAAUGGGUUUGAGUUGUAUUUCUAUGGCUUUAUCUGAUUUAUAUAGCUCUGAUCAUGGCUCUGAUUAUAAGACCAGACUGGUUCUCCAUACACGUGACUCGAAGAGUAACGUUGUUGCUGCUGCUGCAGCAGCACUUGACCUAUUGAAGAAUGUUGAAGUGGAAGCCAUUAUAGGUCCAACAUCAUCAAUGCAAGCUGAUUUCAUAAUUGGUUUAGGAGAGAAAUCUCAAGUACCAAUCAUCUCAUUUUCUGCUACAAGUCCUUCCCUCUCAUCAUUUCGUAGUCCAUAUUUCAUUCGUGCCACUCUAAGUGAUUCCUUUCAAGUUCAAACCAUUAGUUCCAUUAUCCAAUCUUUUGGAUGGAGAGAAGUUGUCCCUAUAUACAUUGACAAUCAAUUUGGAGAAGGAAUUAUACCAUUCCUGGCGGAUGCAUUGGAAAAAAUCAAUGCACGUAUCCCUUAUCGAAGUGUUAUUCCUGAAUUCGCCACCGAUGAUAAGAUAACAUCCGAACUUUACAAAUUAAUGAGUAUGCAAACUCGGGUUUUUGUUGUGCAUAUGACAACUUCAUUUGGUGCCAAAAUUUUUACUAAGGCCAAAGAACUUGGAAUGAUGAGUGAAGGGUAUGUUUGGAUUAUUACAGAUGCUAUGACAAAUGAACUUACUUCUAUGGAUUCUUCAGCAAUUGAAUCCAUGCAUGGAGUUAUUGGAGUGAAACCCCAUGUCCCGAGAAAUAAAAGGCUUGAGAAUUUUACUACAAGGUGGAAAUUGAAGUUUCAACAAGAAAAUCCAACAAUUCUUAAUGCAGAAUUGAAUGUGUUUGGACUAUGGGCUUAUGAUUCAGUUACUGCACUAGCCAUGGCAGUGGAGAAAUCAAGAAUCACCGGAGCACCUUUUCAGAAGCUAAACAUUUCAGGAAAUGCAACAGAUCUUGAAACUAUUGGAGUUUCCAAAGAUGGUCCGAAGCUUCUCCGAGCUAUCCUAAACACUACUUUCAAAGGACUUAGCGGAGAUUUUCAACUCGUUGAUGGGCAAUUACAGUCACCAGCUUAUCAGAUUAUAAAUGUGAUUGGUAAUGGUGCGAAAGGAAUUGGCUUUUGGACAAGAGAAAAUGGGAUUGUUAAAAAACUGAAUUUGAGAAAUGGAUAUUCCAUUUCUAAGGAGAAUUUUGGGUCUAUUAUAUGGCCUGGUGACACUACUUCUGUUCCUAAAGGUUGGGUAAUUCCAACAAAUGGGAAGAAAUUGAAGAUUGGAGUUCCAGUGAAAGAUGGUUUCAGUGAAUUUGUGAAAGUUACAACAGAUUUUACUACUAACACAACAACAGUUACUGGUUACUGCAUUGAUGUUUUUGAGGCAGUGAUGGCAGAAUUAAAUUAUUCUGUUCCUUAUGAAUUUGUUCCCUAUGCACCUCCUGGUGCAAAGACUACUGAAAGUUACGAUGAUCUUGUUCAUCAAAUAUUUCUUGGGGUAAACUUUUAUUUGAUUCUAACAUUAACCAAUGAACAGAAGUUUGAUGCUGUUGUAGGGGACGCUACCAUUAGAUCAAAUAGGUUGCAACAUGUUGAUUUCACAUUACCUUACACAGAAUCUGGAGUCACAAUGAUGGUGCCAAUCAAAGACAACAACAGAAAUAAAGCUUGGGUAUUCUUAAAGCCAUUGACUUGGGAGCUGUGGUUAACAAGCUUCUGUUCUUUUGUUUUCAUUGGUUUUGUGAUUUGGGUACUUGAACAUAGAGUUAAUGAAGAAUUCAGAGGACCUCUUUCUCACCAAGUUGGCAUGAUCUUUUGGUUCUCCUUUGCAUCUAUGGUCUUUGCGCAGAAGGAGAAGAUAGUAAGCAAUUUGGCUAGGUUUGUGUUGAUCAUCUGGUUCCUAGUAGUACUUAUAUUGACUUCAAGUUACACAGCAAGUCUUACAUCAACGUUAACAGUUGAAAACCUCCAGCCAACUGUUACAGAUAUAAAAGAACUUCAGAAGAACAAGGAGUAUGUGGGAUUCCAACAGGGUUCUUUUGUUAAAGAACUUCUAAUAAAGAACAAGUUUGAUGAGGACAGGCUAAAACAAUAUAACUCUUCAGAGGAAUGUAUUGAUUUGCUCUCUAAAGGAAGUGCAAAUGGUGGUAUUGCUGCUGCUUUUGAUGAAAUUCCUUAUGUGAAACUUUUGCAAGCAAUUAAUUGCUCGAAAUAUACCGUGGUUGGACCUAUAUAUAAGAGCGAUGGCUUUGGCUUUGUAAGUAACUCCUUUUUUCUCUUAACAAUAAUUUUCUUUUGA